GACGACUAAGAACACCUCCGCAGUCUGCCUCAGUGUCGUACAAGACGUUUGUUCCGCAAGACGUUUGUUGCUCCUUAGUAUACUGUAAUAUUCCAAACGCGAAUCCCUCUGACGUGUGCGCGUAAGAAUUAUUAUCACAAAGACGUAAUAUUGCAAUUUCGUUCGUCUCGACAAUAACAGUAAUAUCGACGGGUAUAACAAUAAAGUUACUCUACUGCGCAUCGGCCACUGUCUACGAUUAGUGGAUUACUGGAAGCAAAUAUUUCGGUCGUCCCAGAAGCCUGGUUUUUUUUUUGUUUUCGUGCAUUUCCAAAUUAAAUUGCUCUGACGACGCGUCCGUCCCUUUCCGGUCACCUGUGAUAAAGCCGACAUAUUUCUACACCGAGGUUUUUAAAACUAAUGUAAGAUUCAGACAUGGCGGGUACCGAUACCCGAUGGCUGGCGAUACUGUGUUUGCUAUCUGCGGUGCAAUGUGUUCCUUCCAAGGUUACGUCUCAAUUAGAAACAGAUUCCGAAGACUCAAGAAGAGUUCUUGGUUCAAGUGUGGUAACAUCUGUAUCUGUAAUAAUGGAUCAUGGAAAUGGAACCAAAACGUAUUUUGCUGAUGGACAGAGUAAAAAUGUACAUAAACCUACAGAUACUAUUAUAGGUAGUCCUGGAAAUUUACUAUCACCGGACCGUUAUGAGUUUUAUACGUUCGAUGAAACGGGAGAUUUAGUUAAACGAUUAAUGACAUUAGAUGAGAUACAUGGUUUAAUUGCUGGAGCAGAUCCAGAAUCAGUGAUGGCUGAUGCUUCUCCUACGUAUUAUCAUGAUGCACUUGCAAGUCAUUCGUCAGAAGCACUUAUGCACUUACCCGCUUCAGAUCUUGAAUCACUAGAUGCUCCAGCUGUUCACAAGGUUUUGGAAAGUGUACAAAACGUACUAAAAAAUGAAAUGGCAGCUAACUCAGGUAAACCUAUUCCUUCUAUGCCUAGCACAUCUUUACAUCGUCCAGAUUCAGCUUCUGCGUGGUCAGCCUUAUUCCCAGGCCUAAUUGAAACUCCUGAUGACGUAGCUCAUCUUUCUGGGUACUUACUUCCGUCCAAAACUACAGAAUCAAUGGACACACCAUUGAUUAAAAAACCAUUUUCACCAAAUGAGGCACCGUUAGUAUCAAUGCAACCUCAAUCAACAACACUUAAAUUGCCAUCGUCAUCUAUAAAAACACAAUUGACCACUACAACAGAAAAAAUAAGGUCAACACCAAAAUCUACUGUCAAACCUGAAGUAACAACGAAAUUUACUCCAACACAGCCAACAACACAAUGGACAACACUUAAACCAUUAACGACUAAAAAACCUUUCAAGCCAAUACAGUCAUUUGAGAAGCAAAAACCAGCACUGCAAAAACCAAUUUUAAUGUUGCAUUCAACUGCUAAGCCCCCUAUUACUGCUGAUAGUCUUGAGAUGAAUAAAGAAAUGUCUGCUUCUAUAUCAGAUAUGUUAUCACAAGUGACUGAUAGCCAAUCAUCCAACCACAAACCUUUACAAACUAAUGAUUUAAUAGAAAAAGAUAGUACGUCAGAUUAUGUACCAGAAGAAAGUUCGCCAGAAUUAAGUUAUUAUAGCCCAAUAGCAAUGUCAUUGAGCACCGGUGGCGCAUUGAAACCAGUUACAGAAGCUUUAACAUCGGCUAAAAAACCUCCUACUACAAUGACAUUUAAAACUACAACUACAGAUAGACCAUUUUCGCAAAAGACCGCUCCUACUAUUACAGCAACAAGAUUUUCACCACCUAAGUCUAAUUUCACGAAACCUCGACCUCAUGCGAAUGCUACUACAACCUCUUAUAUGACAAAGCCAUCAUCGAUUAAUAAAUUUACUGCAACUACUGCUUCGACUACCAGAAAUAACUACCAGUAUCCACCAAGUAACAUGUCAACUAAGUAUAUGCAAAAAAUUACUCAAACCACUCAAGCUUAUCCAAACAAACUAAUUGACAGUUUCGUAAAAGUUGUUAACAAAACGGUAAAUAAUGCAACUCUUAGCGUGAAACAACCAAUAGAUACGUUUUGGAAUUCCACUGAGGAAGAGUCAAAGAAUAAAUUCGUCAAAGAGCCUGUUAAAGUUUUCCAGACUAAAGUUACUUCAUCUCGACCAAACGGCAUAAAUCGAACGAAUGUCACUUUGUCAAAUCGCAUACAAGAAUUAAAAACUACGGCUAUUCCAAAUUUCGGAUAUGGUUCAUCUACCACUACGGUUCGAAGUCAAACGGAACCAGAUAAAUAUGUAUCUGUAAAAGUGGAAGAAUGGCCAAUUACUGUUCAACAUCCAACUGCUUACCCUUCCACUACUCCAUACAUGAGUACUGAAAAAUCAUUUUUUUCCAGCAAUAGUCAGUCAUUAAGCUCUGUUACAGAUCCUAACGUCAUUAGAGAUUUAAUAUCAUCUUUUAUGACUAAAACGUCAACGGUUUCCAGUAUCUCCACUAGUACUGUAUCUCCAACUACUGUUAGUGCUGAACAAACGCUGACUGCGGCUAUGUCGACUACUACACCAUCAGUAAUAAAUACUGUGACAGGAAUUCCUACAUCAAUGACAUCGUCCACAGUUAGAGAUUUAAUGACAUCAACAACAACUACGACGACCACAACAACUCCAACUACAACAAUAUCAACGAAAACAGAAGCCUCGGAAAAUACAACAGUGGAAACUACAACGAAAUCAGCAUUAACGACAACAGGAAUGGAAACGGUAAAAACCGCUGUUGAAGCUGCAGAUACAGGUAUAAUUGCAGUGACGACUACUGCGGCUUCAAUGAGUGCUGCGAAUAUGAUAGCUGCCGGUACGACAGUUGCUCAGAUAACAACUGACACACCGAUAACACAGUCCACGGCCAGUGCAGCAACAGAUUCAAUAACAUCCACAACAGCGACUGGAACAACGGUUGCCAAUGUGACCACUGUUACAUUUACAACACCAGAAUCGGAAACGCAGUACGUACCCGUGACACAUUUUUUGCCUGAAUUACAACUGAAAGACAGACCAGAAACUGAAAUUAACAACAGUGCACCGGGCGUAGAUAUGAUGCUCAAAGACGGUAUAAACGCGGUAACUAGUAUGUUGCAAGACACACAAAAGCCGGCAGUGCCGACGGUUCUUGAAACUGAGUAUCAGGAAAUUGGUAAGCACCCUUACGAAAAAUUGUCUUCAAUUGAGGGUAAACAAUCAUCUACCGAACAAACUAGCCGGAAACAAGCGACUGUUAAAUCAGACUUUGACGAAACUACCACAUUUACCGUAUCCGAGAACACAGCGACUCAGGAUUUAUACGAGUUCACUACGAUUGCAGCGGAAUCGGUUACCAAGUUUGUUGAGCAGAACGAUUCGAUGGCCGCGGAAUCGGUAACCACCAAUGAAACAGAACAGAUUUUGCGAAAUUCAGAACUAGGCUUGGAAAUGUUGACUGUAUUCAAUGUUAGUUCUACCGAUGGACCUGGACAAGUGGCUAAAUUGACCGAUUUGGCAUCGGAAACGCAAGCGUUAUUCGACACCACCACGCCAUUUGAAAACCGAAGCGCCGUUACCAAUUUGGCUACCGAUACGGAAGAACCUGUAACUACAACAUUUCCCCUUCAUGUCCCUCCAGUGACGAAGGAAGUGACGGCAUCAACCGUAACCGUGCCGUCAACAUCGACUACCACGACGAAACUACCGUCACCAAUACCAUUAGUCAAAGCAGCGACUGUAACACCAGCAUCAGUAACGACAGCAACGGCACCAACAACAGCAUCAGCAGCAGUAUCAGUCACAGCGUCAGAAUCUGAAAUUCAAAACUCAACGACGACAGUAGCCGAAAACUCUUCAGUGGCCGUAGCAAACUACACUACUUUGUCCACACCAGCUACGGUCACGUCAUCGCCUAUAGUAAAAUCACCUGGACCUUCAUCCAAUGCAUACAGGCCACCAAUGGCGAAUAGUGCGUCUCCGUCUACAGUUGAGCUGCAUCCUGCGCCGCACGAGAGCAUGGGCAUGGAAGCAAGUGUAGCUUUCUUGGGUGAUGACGUACGCCGAUUUGUGGACCUUUGUAAUGAGCUGUCGUUCAAAAUGUGGACAGCCGUAACCGGAAAAGGUCAAAUAGCAUCCAGAAGUCUGGUGCUAUCUCCUUUCGAGCUAACCGCUAUGCUAGCCAUGGUAUUCUUAGGGGCCCGUGGUUCCACUUCCGGUCAGAUGAACGACGUACUUCGGCUUGAUGAUAUGGUGACAUUUAAUCCUCACCAAGUACUUCGGAAUAUAACACACUCGAUAACGAAUGUCAACAAUCCUGGUGUGGCCACCGCAUCUUUCGUCAGGGAGAUAUACAGCCAUAAGGGAAAUGGCAAAAUACUAGAAUUCUAUAAAGAACGAGUACAGCAGUAUUAUGAUGGACACGUAGAAGAAGUCGACUUUAACACGAUCGGAGACGUUUUAAGGAGACGAACGAAUUUAUUGGUCAAAAGACAAACAUUGGGUCGUGUUGUAGAAUAUCUUCGCGGAUCUGGUUUAAGUUUGACACCGCCAUUCGCUGCAUUCAGUGCUAACGUAUUCCAGACGAGCUGCGAGAGCGCGUCAACCGAAGGCCGGGACGGUGAAAUGUACUUCGUGGUGAGGCCGUCAACCAGACAGCGACGCCUGGUACCGGUGCCGGCGGCCGUGUGGCGCAGUGGGUUCCUGGCCGGUUACGAACCCGGGCUAGACGCGACGGCCGUUUGCCUGGGCCCGGACUCGGCAGUGUCCACCAUACUGGUGCUGCCGGGCCAGCAGGGCCAGGUGGCUCCAGGUGACGGACUUGCCCGAUUGGAGCAGCGGCUCAUCGAGACGUCUUACCGACGGGGCGGCUGGUCUCGAGUACUCCGGAGCCUGUUGCCUCGGCCCGGGCUCGAGCUGCAGGUGCCGCGGUUCUCGCACCGAUCCGUGCUGAACACCACGGCCGCCCUGCAAAAGAUGGGUCUCCGGGACGUGUUCAGCGACCAGAAGGCAGACUUGCGCGGCGUCAACGGGCUGUACGACUUGUACCUGUCCGACAUGCUGCAGGUGAACACGUUCAGUACGUGCGGCGAGGACACCAUCGGCGCCAGGCAUCACGUGGAAACGUAUCCGGCGUCACCGCAGCGGAUGGGUCGCAACGGCCGCGACGGGAGCAGUCUAACCGGAAGUGACGACGAUGACCGCGUAAGCACCGACGAGAGCAUUCACGAUGGCGUCCACGAAGGUGGUCGCCGGAAACGCGACGCCGAUGACUUGCCGCUGCACAGCCCGUACUCGCAUUUGCCGCUCAACCUGCGGCCCAGGCAGGCGAGACUCCCGGACGUGCCGAGGCUCCGGUUCGACAGGCCGUUUUUGUACCUUGUCCGGCACAACCCCACAGGCAUGAUCAUCUACUUGGGCAGGUUUAAUCCGAGGCUGUUGCCGUGAACCGUCACGCGACGAUUAUAAUAAUUAACGAAAUCAUUAUUAUUAAUAAUAACCAUAUUGACAUCGUCCAAAAAAACAUAAUGUAACAUUAUAAAUAUGUGUACACUAUCACACUAUUGCCAAAUGAUGGAUUUAAUGUGAGUUUCUGUUUUAAAAAUAUCGAAUCGACCGCAAGACAUAAUUCCGUUUUUGCAACCAAAAAUUAACUGCAGUACCUACUGUGUUUGACAUUAGGUUUUAUGGAACUAAUCCUGUCGAUUUCACUGACAUUUAACAAUAAAAGUAUUUAAAAAUGAUCCAUUGAUAUUUUUCAAAUAAUUUUAUGAUCUUGGUAAAAUCGACAUCCUAAACGUUUAUUUAAGUUUAUUAUUAUAUACAAUAAUUUUACAUAUUAUUUAUAUAGGUAUAUUUAUUUUUAU
Molecule: messenger RNA, 5855 nt
Organism: Melanaphis sacchari
Lineage: Eukaryota; Metazoa; Arthropoda; Insecta; Hemiptera; Aphididae
Product: flocculation protein FLO11
Exons: 5
Coding region: 415-5436 (1673 amino acids)
Molecular function (GO): serine-type endopeptidase inhibitor activity
Source: RefSeq, a predicted model, not a curated record